Messenger RNA from Ornithodoros turicata, 1650 nucleotides. It is a transcript of the gene lute, whose product is annotated as BTB/POZ domain-containing protein 6-B-like. NCBI's taxonomy places the organism in Eukaryota, Metazoa, Arthropoda, Arachnida, Ixodida, Argasidae. Gene Ontology annotation, biological process: neurogenesis. The record is from RefSeq and is a predicted model, not a curated record. Bases 130 to 1617 code for a protein of 495 amino acids. The transcript has 4 exons. Gene Ontology annotation, cellular component: cytosol. Gene Ontology annotation, molecular function: protein binding.
GAAGGAGAGAGAGAGAGAGAAAAAAAAAGUGCAGAAUUAGUGUAAACAAAAACAGUUUCUCUAUGCUGAGCUAUAGUUUCUCCAAACUUGGCACACGGAUAGGAUUCUGUCGUUACAUUUGACGGUAAUAUGUCGUCUGCAAAGACACCGAGACGUCGCGAGGAAACAAUUUCCUUUGGAAAACCGAGGGUUUUUUUUGGUCAGCAGGUAGAGCCCCAGCAACCGCCAUGCUCCCCGAGUCCCCCCAGGGCAGUGUCCCCACCACCUGCAUAUUUGCAAUGCCCCAGUCCUCCCCCACAGACAGGGGCUAUGCUCACUGCUGAUCCAAAUUGGCAAGCACAAAGGGAAACCGUGAGGCAGCGCAAUGCUGCUAUGUUCAACAAUCAGCUCAUGAGUGAUGUCAAAUUCCUAGUGGGUCCCAAAGGGGGUCAACAGGCAAUCCCCGCACACAAAUAUGUACUGGCAACGGGCAGCUCCGUGUUCUAUGCCAUGUUCUACGGAGGCUUGGCUGCUCCAUCCAACCCAGAGAUUGAGAUCCCAGACGUGGAACCUGCGGCAUUCCUCGUCCUAUUAAGAUACCUGUACUGUGACGACAUGACGCUAGAGGCAGACACUGUCCUUGCCACUCUGUAUGCAGCCAAGAAGUAUCUAGUACCACAUCUGGCCCGCGCAUGCGUCGCCUACCUAGAGACAAGUUUGACAGCACGCAAUGCGUGUGUUCUGCUUAGUCAGAGUCGUCUCUUUGAAGAACCUGAGCUUGCUCAGCGCUGCUGGGAGAUAAUUGAUGCACAGGCCCAGCAGGCGCUUACAUCUGAGGGAUUUUCAGAUGUGGAUCGACCCACUUUGGAGGCUAUCCUUUCCAGAGAAACUCUCAAUGUGAGUGAAGCUUCCCUGUUUGAGGCUGCCCUUACUUGGGCAGCAGCAGAGUGCAGUCGAUGCGGUCUUCAAAGGAAUCCAGAAAACCAACGUGCCGUGCUGGGCCCCGCGUUGCAUCUCUUGCGUUUGCCCACCAUGACACUCCAAGAGUUUGCUGAUGGGGCAGCUCAAUCCCAAGUUCUCACUCUCCGUGAGACAGCCGAUAUUUUUUUACACUUUGUGGCGGCCAAUAAGCCAUCCCUGCAGUUCCCCACUAGGCCUCGCACUGGAUUACAGCUGAGGGUGUGUCGUCGCUUUCAAUCGUGCGCAUAUCGCAGCAAUCAGUGGCGAUAUCGUGGCCGAUGCGAUAGCGUCCAGUUCUGCUCAGAUCGGCGCAUCUUCCUGGCAGGAUUUGGGUUGUACGGAUCAAGCAGCGGAGCAUGUGAAUACAGGGCUCGAAUUGAAAUCAAGCGUGGAGGAAGAUCUCUAGCGCAACAAGACACCCAUUUCAACUCUGAUGGGUCGAGCAACACGUUUCGCGUCUACUUUGAUGACCCAGUUCAGAUGGAACCUGACACAUAUUACACUGUGUCUGCUGUCUUGGAAGGACCAGAGUUGAGUUACUUUGGCCAAGAAGGGAUGAGUGAGGUUGUCAUUGGAUGUACUACUUUCCAGUUCCAAUGUUCAUCAGAUAGCACCAAUGGAACAGGUGUUCAAGGAGGGCAGAUACCCGAGCUGCUCUUUUAUGGACCAGACAAAUAGACCUCAAAUAAGCAAUAAAAUCGCCCUCUAUUU